Bactrocera dorsalis (oriental fruit fly) is the source of this 582-nucleotide messenger RNA. RefSeq names its product actin-related protein 3-like. Gene Ontology annotation, molecular function: actin filament binding. The record is from RefSeq and is a predicted model, not a curated record. The annotation marks the transcript as partial. Gene Ontology annotation, cellular component: Arp2/3 protein complex; actin cortical patch. Gene Ontology annotation, biological process: Arp2/3 complex-mediated actin nucleation. The transcript is spliced from 3 exons. Lineage: Eukaryota; Metazoa; Arthropoda; Insecta; Diptera; Tephritidae.
UGACAGAAUCAUUAAAUGUCAGCGUUUUUUUUCGUUUCUCGAUAAAAGAAGGAAAAGUGCGUUGAACAAGAAAUAAGGUGUGGUUGAAAAACAUAAAUUUUACUAUUAGAUUAAUGCGUUAGCUUAUAAAAAACUGUUAAAGUUAUUUGUGAAAGUGUAAAAGUUAAAGAUUAAAGUAACAGCAUAAUGGCAGGACGUUUACCGGCUUGUGUGAUCGAUGUUGGCACAGGUUAUACAAAGUUGGGUUAUGCGGGUAACAAAGAGCCGCAGUUUAUUAUUCCCUCGGCUAUUGCAAUUAAGGAGACCGCGCGAGUUGGUGACACUAACACCAGGAGAAUAACGAAGGGUGUUGAGGAUUUAGAUUUCUUUAUUGGCGACGAGGCAUUCGAUGCUACUGGUUACUCAGUUAAGUAUCCAGUCCGUCAUGGAUUGGUGGAAGAUUGGGACUUAAUGGAACGUUUUCUGGAGCAGUGCAUUUUUAAAUAUCUGCGUGCAGAACCCGAAGAUCAUCAUUUUUUGCUCACUGAACCUCCGCUUAACACGCCAGAGAAUCGCGAAUAUACCGCUGAGAUUAUGUUUGAA